AUGUCCACGUUCUCGUCGCUGUGGGAUGAGGUCGAGUCCGAGCUCAUCAAGCUCCGCGUCAGGGUUGAGAUGCACAGGGAUCAGGAUGAGAGGGAUAGAACCAAGAUCAAUGAGGACUUGCUAUACCUGAUGUACAAGUGCAAGGGAAAGUUGCAGAUUGCCUGUGCAAUGAUCAAUCAGGAGCAGGUGCUCGCCGCCAUGCACUUUCAGAAGAUGAUCAUGAUGGUACUCAAGAGCAUCUGGAAUGCCAGGAGGAGUAAGAGGCUGCUGAACAAACAGGGCGAGCAGAUGCACCUGUAUGAAUAUAUCAAGACAUUCCAGAUGGUGUCAUAUCGUAACUAUGAGGGUGAGCUUAGCAUGAUGAUCCAGCAGGGCAUCGAUGCUGUCGUCCAUACCGCGAUAUCAGAGGAUACCCCUGGAAUCACAGUGCGGUUGAGCCAGGUCCGUGAAAGCAACCUCAAGGCAGAGGUGGAGCAGUUGCUGCAACACCAAAGAGAGCUCGAGCAAUGUAUCAAGACAUCGUUCUGCUCCAUAGGUGUCUCGAUCUACAUCGACGUUCAACGCCUGCGCACGAUUCAGUCGAGGGUUGCCAUGUCUAAGACCCGCAUCGGGGGCUGCUAUGCCUUCAACGUGACCUUUGAUUGCCAUCCCGUCAGGACGGGUACAAUGUGUGCGCUGCUCGACGAUGCGGAACGUGAGGUGGUAGCGGUCGUACACUGCUUGUCCUGUAUCGAGGAUAACUAUGGGAUUAGCAGCGAUGUGCUGUUGUGGAUUGCAAAGUGUGUCUUGACGGAGGAAAGAGACAAGACCCUGGGGGCAGAGGAAGAGAACCGGGGAGCUGUCCGGGUGGGAGAUGAGAGCUGGGGACAGGCUUUCUUGCAAGGUACAGUUGAGGCCAUGCUCUGCGUACAUCCAGUCAAAGGUGUAGGUCCGGAGCCAGUGCACGACUCUCAGGCACUUGUAGCAGUCAGGACGAGCUGA
Messenger RNA from Guillardia theta CCMP2712, 981 nucleotides. RefSeq lists its product as hypothetical. The transcript has 3 exons. The record is from RefSeq and is a predicted model, not a curated record. NCBI's taxonomy places the organism in Eukaryota, Cryptophyceae, Pyrenomonadales, Geminigeraceae. Bases 1 to 981 code for a protein of 326 amino acids.